Molecule: messenger RNA, 1965 nt
Organism: Cryptococcus wingfieldii CBS 7118
Lineage: Eukaryota; Fungi; Basidiomycota; Tremellomycetes; Tremellales; Cryptococcaceae
Exons: 7
Coding region: 1-1965 (654 amino acids)
Biological process (GO): amino acid transmembrane transport
Molecular function (GO): amino acid transmembrane transporter activity
Source: RefSeq, a predicted model, not a curated record
AUGGCCACUUCGACCCCCAGCCGCCCAUCGUCAAAGCCCCCCUCGUCUCCCCUCCCACCCGUCACACCCCUCACUGCAGAGCAGUACACCCUCAAUCAUCCUCCAUCUGAGACUGGAUCUCGGCGCAGCUCUUUGGGGACGCGCAGCUCGACGGAUACCAGAUUCAAAGGCGCUCUUGACCUCAGCGCUCACCCCAGUGGAGAUCAGGGAGGAGACAGGCCAUCGCUGGACUCACCGCCGCCGACAGGGUCGACCUCUGGUCAAUCACAAUCAUCGCACUCCACUCUCGAGUUUCUCGACAAUGAUCUUUCAGAUCUCGACGCUGAAUUAGACAUUGACAACAUGGACGACUUGGACUAUGAUGAAGAGAGUAUGGAUACGGGUGUGGAUGAGCCGUUAGUGAGGGGGCGUGGAAGUAGGCCGAGAAGGAGAGCACGGAGAAAGGGCUGGGAAGAAGAAAAGGUAGAGAAGGGGUUGAUAGAGCUGAUACCAUCAAUAAUACUAUCGCACCCGCUGCCUCUGCUACCACUACUGGCAUUGUUGCCAUACAACUUUCUGCCAGCCGGUGUAGUCUUCUUCAUCCCAAUUAUCUGUGUCCUGGCUCUAUUGUCUAUUUGCGCCCAUAUCGUUAUUGUCUAUCUCUCUUGGUAUCUCAAGAUGCCGUCAUUCGAAGACGUAUUUGCCAAUGUUACUGGCAAGUACAGUAAGUAUGGCCUCUGGGGUGCACGCGUAGCUCUCAUCACCGCCGUGCUGGGUAUGGUCGUUAGUUGGAUCGAAACUAUACACCCCCUGUUGGAACCGGUGGUUGAGACAUAUCUGCCAUCAAACAAGUUCUUCCAGUCCAGAAUCGUGUGGACCAUCGGGGGUUCUACGAUUCUCAUCCCCAGCCUGUUGCCCUCUCGAAUGAGCCUAUCCCUGCGCCGCUCUCCCAUCUUCUUUGCCCUCUUGUUACCGAUCAUCGCCUUCCUUGUCAUUGGUCGUACAGUGGAGAUCAAAAAGGCGGCAGACCAAACAGGUGGAGAUGUGGGCAACAGCACUGAAUCUGCUGUGGCUGUGGCCAGUAACGCACUAGGGCAUUUGGCAAAAAGGCGAUUUGGAUUGGCCGGUAAAAGUAGCGCAGGAGCUGGGUUGACCACCCUUACCAUCUUCUUCUCUCCCCAUAUCAAUACUCUCCCAAUCCAUGGUACUCUUGCGCGCUCCAAACGAGCAAGCUUCUUCAUGCCUUGCCUUUUCGCAGGAGCCAUUAUCCUCGUCUUGGCCUUACCCCUCGCUCUCGUCCCCUACUACCUCCUCCCUCUUUCAGAUGGCAGCCCGGACACAUCUACUAUAUACAGUCCCAACACCAACGCCCCCUCUGGCAUCUUUAGCCAUCUCCCCGCUGACGAUGCUUGGCUCAACCUUGCUCGUAUUCUUCAAGUCGCUCUGACUCUGGGCUCGACCAACAUCUGGAUCUUGCGCGGAAGAGAUGUAGUGUUGAAAGCGAUGAAUGUGGAAGGAGGGGAUAGGUAUAAAGCGGGCAGAUGGGUUGGGCUGGCGUGCUGGGUGAUUGUUGUUGGACUAGCUUGCAUUGGGGGCUGGGUUGCGGACAAGGUUGAAUUGAUGGGUGUAUUGGGCGUGUUGAUUGUCGGAUGGUUUUUGCCUUCAUUAUUCUUUAUCAUCGCAUUCCACGUACGGUCGCCCCUGUCCAUCAUCUUCCCUUCUCGUCAAAAUCCAUCAACCUCUCAGCUCCCUCCUCCCAAUACCUCCACUCACUCGCUCCCGCGUCGCGGGCAAGGCGGCCACUCUCGGAGCAGCAGCCUGAGUGAUCCCACGACGGACGUGCUCCUAGCGAGAAAAGAGAGACAGCUGCAGAAGAGACGAUUGGGGAGGAGGCUGUGGCAGGAUUUGAUUGUGUAUCUGGGCAUCUUGCCUGUGGGGUGUGUGACGAUAGCUUGGACGGCGGGGAGGUUUGUGGGGCUAUGGUGA